UUUAUUAGAAAGCAUCUUUACUGGGUAUUUUAUUUCAAGAUUUUAAAAUUUUAUAUACAUCUGGCAAAAAUCUUUUGUCAUUAAUGUAUUCUUUGUAUUUAGGAAAUACAGAGAUGUGAUUUUCUUGUCCCAACAUUUGGAAGCCUGGCGGCUUGUUCUCUGUUUAACUGUUUUAGCAAUAAACCAAUAGUAUGAUCUUCCUUUUUGGUGUAUUUCUUCAUUGGUUGUCCCCUCUUCUUACUCCAGUUACUACGCCUAGAUACUCCUCUCUUUUUGGGAAGAAUAGUUUGCUUUGGUAUUGCUUUGUAAGCCUGAGCCAACUUAUCUUUACUUCCAAUUCUAGAGUAUCGUCCAGAUUGCUUUGGCAAGAUCUUCAAACUAUUAGACCAAGGCUGAGGGUUCUUCAAUCCACGAGAUCUUUCUUUAGAUGAAUACGAAUUCAUUAUUCUCUGAAAAUUUGAAGAUGAACGAUUAGCCCCAGAGAGAGGUGUAUUUGAAAGCAGUCUUCUUCUGCUAUUUUUGAGGGUUCAAGUGAUUCCCAGUUUCAACUAUACUAGCAGCACUUCGCAACAAAGUGUCUCCUUUGACAAACGUGGUUUUGAUUCUGUUUGUAUCAAUAGCUGAGAUAUCAUAGUUUGAGGGCUCAAGGGUCAUCACAUCCUUCUUUGAAGAAGCCAGGAUCAUUUGUUCUGUACUAAAUAUAGACUCAUUACGCAAAUAGUAGUUGUCAUACAGAAUAUUUGGUCUUUCUUCAGGAGACAGUUUCGUAGUCUCUUCUUUUGUAUUUUUUUUGCUGUGGUAGUUAUAUGGCACUUUCCUCUUAUUAACAAGUUUGGACUUCUUCUUUUUAUUAUUAACAAUAAUCAACUUCGUCCGAGGGUUAUUCUUCCUCAUAGAGGGUCUCUCUUCAACAGGGUUCUGGGAUAGGUUACGAGAGAAGAAACUGUAGUCUUUUGAAGAUUUCUCUUUGCCCAGCUUUCUCUUCAGUUUCAGUUUCUUCCUGAUUCUGAUAGGUGAUGGCCUCCUCUUUUUCUUACUCUUGCUCUUGCUUUCAUCACCUAAGUCAUAUUCCUUUAAGAAGGUAUCUUGGAUUAUCUUGGUGUCUUUAAUUUCUGAGAUAGAUUCCUGCUUUUCAAGUUCGAAAUUUCAUGAGCUUCACUCAGGAUUAUAAAUAUCAUGAACUGUUGACUCAAAGGAGAUAUUCUCAAGGAUCUUUUUACGGUUUAAUUCUUUCCGAUCAACAAUAGCUGAGAUAUUUAUAAUAUCUCUUUCAAGGCUAGUGUUUGACUGUUCCCUAUCUUCUAGGUAUUUCUUAUGAGUGGAGCCUUUAGACUCAGAAUUCUGUGCUUCUCCAAUUUCUUCAAAGUUGUUUCUAGUUCCAAAGAACUUGGUGUCACUCCCUUGCUUGGGGAUAUUUAUCGAGCAAGAUUUCAUCAUCUUAUCCAAGAGACCUAUCGUAGUAAAAUUUGAGGUAAAAUGUUUCUUCAGAAUUCGUUCCGGGGAGAUCUGGGUGUUUACUAAUUUGCUCUUAUCAAGCAUUGAUCUCAUGACGCCCUGGAGACCAUGAAUCCUUGGUCCUAUUUUAUAUGAUACUUAGGUUACCAUCGAAGCUAUUUUUGUUUCUCAAGUUUUAUUUUAUUAAUCGAGUCAGAGAGAGAGUAGAACUUUCACCCUAAACCUGUCUUCCGUAAAGUUUCGGAUCGAGUAUUAGCUGCACUAAAAAUUGUAUUCUGGUUGAUGGUUUGUUUAAAAGAGCUCAUGAGCAUAUCUCCAAGCUUUUUUGAUCUGAUUGAGACCUCAAGGGAGGGGAAAUCAUUUUCCUUACAUUUGCUGAGUAAAUUAUUUAUGAAUUAAUUUUUCAACUACAAUAUUAGUACGUGCACAAUAUAAGCAGUCAAAUACUGGUUUGAUCCCGUCAUGGUUCGAGUGAUCGUGCUUUGUCUGGAUUGGCUGCUGCCCUCAAUUUUGAUUUAUAGGUUUUCUUUGCUCUUUAGGUUCCUCUUGAAAUCUUUUAUCGUUAAUUAUGGGUACUCUUUGAGACACAGCCCGGUGAUGCACCUGGUCAUUUGUUAAUUUAAGCAAGUUUUUUGGUGAGCUCUCUUCUUUGGGAGAGACCAAGAUGUUUGAAUCCCCGAAAGAUCCUGAAUCAUCUUCUUCGUUUAUGAUUUCUGAAAAAUCAACUCCUGGGAGUGGAUCGUCCAUUUCUUAUGUAGUAAUUAUAUAAUAAUUU
This is a messenger RNA of Moneuplotes crassus, 2230 nucleotides long. The record is from the annotation of a GenBank genome assembly. Lineage: Eukaryota; Ciliophora; Spirotrichea; Euplotida; Euplotidae.